Messenger RNA from Podospora pseudopauciseta, 1623 nucleotides. RefSeq lists its product as uncharacterized. Lineage: Eukaryota; Fungi; Ascomycota; Sordariomycetes; Sordariales; Podosporaceae. Gene Ontology annotation, molecular function: heme binding; monooxygenase activity; iron ion binding. The record is from RefSeq and is a predicted model, not a curated record. The transcript has 2 exons. The coding region runs from base 1 to 1545 and encodes 514 amino acids.
AUGGCUGUCGUCACCCUCCUCAUGUCGCCUUGGGCGCCAGUAGGCCUGGUUGCCUUCUUUUUCGUCUAUUAUCUCUACCCAUACUUCUUCACAUACCGUCACCUCAGACGUAUCCCAGCACCAUUCCCGGCCCAGUUCACCAACUGGUGGUUACUUCUUGUUGCCCGUCGUGGCGACCGGUACUUGACCGUUGAUCAACUUCACAAGAAGCACGGCACUGUUGUCCGCAUCCAACCCAACCACGUCAGCAUCAACGAUGACGCCGCCAUCAACAUCAUCUACGGUCACGGCAAUGGUUUCCUCAAGUCCGACUUCUAUGACGCCUUCGUCUCCAUUCGCCGGGGUCUCUUCAACACCCGCGACCGUCACGAGCACACCCGCAAGCGCAAGAUCGUCUCCCACACCUUCUCGGUCAAGUCGGUCGCCCAGUUCGAGCCCUACAUUCACUCCAACCUCGAGCUCUUUGUCAAGCAACUGGACAACCUCGUCACCCGCUCCCCGAUGAAGACUGCCGUUCUCGACUGCCUCAACUGGUUCAACUACCUCGCCUUUGACGUCAUCGGUGAUCUCGCCUUUGGUGCCCCCUUCGGCAUGCUCAGCUCCGGCGCCGACAUGGCCGAAGUCCGCUCUUCCCCAGACAGCCCCCCGAUCUACGCCUCCGCCAUCGAGAUCCUCAACCGCCGGGGUGAGGUCUCCGCUGCUCUGGGUAUCCUUCCAUCCCUGAAGCCUUACGCAAAGUACUUCCCCGACCCGUUCUUCACCCAGGGUCUCGCCGCGGUGGAGAGCCUGGCUGGUAUCGCUAUCGCCCGUGUGAAGAUGAGACUUGAGAACCCACCCCCCGAGGGCCGCAAGGACCUCCUCCAGAGACUUGUCGAUGCCAGAGACGAAAAGGGUGAACCGCUUGGAAGGGAGGAACUCACCGCCGAGGCCUUGACUCAGCUCAUCGCCGGGUCCGACACCACCUCCAACUCCUCCUGCGCGCUUCUGUACCACGCCGUCCGCACCCCGGGCGUGAUCCCCAAGCUCCAAGCUGAACUCGACGCCGCUAUCCCCCACUCGAUCGACGUCCCCACGUUUGAAAUGGUCCGCGACCUGCCUUACCUCUCCGCUGUUGUCAACGAGACCCUCAGGCAUAACUCGACCUCCGGAAUUGGCCUCCCUCGUCAAAUCCCGCUUGACUCCCCUGGCAUUCACCUCAACGGGCACUUCUUCCCCGGUGGCACUGUUUUGUCGGUGCCGACGUAUUCGGUUCAUCAUUCAAAGGAGAUUUGGGGCGAGGACGCCAAUCAGUUCAACCCGGAUAGGUGGUUUAGCUUGACGCAACGGCAGAAAAAUGCUUUUAUUCCUUUUAGUCAUGGGCCGAGGGCGUGUGUGGGGAGGAAUGUGGCCGAGAUGGAGAUGAAGUUGAUUGUGGCUACUUGGGCGAGGAGGUAUGAGGUUGAGCUGAGGCAGGAGGUGAUGGAGACGAAGGAGGGGUUUUUGAGGAAGCCGCUGGGGUUGGAGGUUGCGUUGAAGCUUAGGAAGGGGUUCACGCCUUUGGCUUAAGGGGUGGGUGGUAAGAAAGGGGGAGUGUACGAUUAUUGGAAGGGGGGAAAUGUGAAUAGUAUAUGAUGACAUGAAAUA